Erigeron canadensis is the source of this 2136-nucleotide messenger RNA. RefSeq names its product ATP-dependent DNA helicase PIF1-like. Gene Ontology annotation, biological process: telomere maintenance; DNA repair. The transcript has 2 exons. Gene Ontology annotation, molecular function: DNA helicase activity. The record is from RefSeq and is a predicted model, not a curated record. Bases 1 to 2136 code for a protein of 711 amino acids. Lineage: Eukaryota; Viridiplantae; Streptophyta; Magnoliopsida; Asterales; Asteraceae.
AUGGCAAUCAACAAUGUUGAUUCUUUUGCUCGGACAUUGAAAUAUGCAGAGUUCCCAAGGCAUUAUAGUUAUAAUUGGAAGGAUAGAUAUUGGAAAAGAAGAAGAAAUCCGAAUGGUUCUAUUGGAAGGAUAUGUUACGUCCCACCAUCUCUUGGUCCUGUAUACUACUUGAGAAUACUACUCAAUCAUGUAAGGGGACCAAGGAGCUUUAAGCAUCUGAAAUUUGUUAAUGGAAAACAAUGUAAAACCUACAAAGAGGCAUGUGAAGAAUUGGGACUGUUAGAUGAUGAUAAGGAAUAUAUUGAUGCAAUUAAAGAAGCAAGUUCAUGGGCUACAACCUCUUGGUUAACAAAUUUUUUUGUCAUGUUACUCCUUUCAAACUUUGUAACACAUCCCGAUGAUCUUUGGGCCAAAACAUGGUACCUCUUAGCUGAAGAUAUCUUAUUUAGACAAAGGAAGAUUGUUAACUGUCCCGGUUUAAUGCUUGUUGAUGAAGAGCUUAAAAUGUUUUGUUUGUCGGAGAUCGAACAACUUAUGCUGACAAAUGGAAGUACCCUUAAAAACUUUCCUGAAAUGCCUUUCCCCGAAAACCACUACUUGUCAUCAAUCAACAAUCAUUUAAUAAGAAAUGAGUUGUUGUAUGAUAAGUCGGCUCUCAGGGCAGAGCAUAUCCAAAUGUUGUCAACCUUAACCCAUGAACAACAAGCCAUUUAUAAAACGGUUAUGAAAGCUAUAAGCAACAAUGAUGGCGGUAUUUAUUUUGUUUAUGGAUAUGGUGGUACCAGCAAGACAUUUCUUUGGAAGACACUUACCGCUGCAAUACGAUGUGAAGGUGAAAUUGUGCUCAAUGUUGCAUCUAGCGGAAUUGCUUCUCUUUUACUAAGCGGUGGAAGAACGACUCAUUCAAGGUUUAUAAUUCCCAUCAAUAUUAAUGAGAAUUCAGUUUGUUCUAUUGAGCCCAACAGUGAUUUGGCUGCUUUAAUACAAAAAACCAAAUUGAUCAUUUGGGAUGAAGCACCAAUGAUACACAAACAUUGUUUUGAAGCUCUUGAUAGAACAAUGCGAGAUAUUUUAUGCUCUUCUCAACCAAAUAGUGAAGAUAAAGUUUUCGGGGGCAAAGUUGUUAUAUUUGGAGGUGAUUUUCGUCAAAUCUUACCUGUCAUUCCUAAAGGUUCAAGAAGUAAUAUUGUUAAUGCUUCUUUGAAUUCAUCUUAUCUUUGGCACCAUUGUAAAGUCCUAAAAUUAACCGUCAAUAUGAGAUUGAGGGUUGGCUGCGACCCAACACAUGUGGAAGAGAUUUCUGAAUUUGCUGAUUGGAUUUUAAAGCUUGGUGAUGGAGUACUUGGUGAUGCAAAUGAUGGUGAAGUUGAUAUUGAAAUACCUCAAGAAUUGCUCAUAAGUGACUCAGUGAAUCCACUUAAAUCUUUAAUUGACUUCACAUAUCCCGAUAUAUACAACUGUUUGGAUCAACCUCUUUAUUUCCAGGAAAGGGCAAUUCUUGCACCAACCCAUGAUUUUGUCAAUCAAAUCAAUGAAAAGUUGUUAGAAAUGAUGCUCGGAGAGGUGCAAGAAUAUCUAAGCUCAGACAGCUUAUGUGAAUCGGAACAAAUAACAGAUGUCGAUGAAGCUUUAUUCUCUACUGAAAUUUUGAACAACAUGAGAUUGUCUGGUUUGCCUAACCAUAAACUUGUGUUAAAGAUUGGUGUUCCUGUUAUGUUGCUUAGAAAUCUUGAUCAACCAAAUGGGUUGUGCAAUGGCACCCGUUUACAAGUUGUGAAACUUGGUAAACAUGUCAUUGAAGCAAAAAUAAUAACCGGAACAAACGUCGGCCAUCAUACUUUAAUUUCAAGAUUAAAGAUGUCUCCAUCUGACCAACGUAUUCCAGUCAAAAUUUGCAGAAAACAAUUCCCUGUAGCCGUAUGUUUUGCAAUGACUAUAAACAAGAGUCAAGGACAAUCUCUUGAUCGUGUCGGUUUGUACUUGCCGAAGCCAGUUUUCAGCCAUGGUCAGCUUUAUGUGGCCGUUUCAAGGGUCAAAAGCAAAAGAGGCUUGAAGAUUUUAAUAUUAGAUGAAGAUGGCAUGAUUAGUAACACUACUACAAAUGUGGUUUACAAGGAAGUGCUUCAAUGUUUAUGA